Messenger RNA from Anopheles darlingi, 1131 nucleotides. RefSeq names its product GPN-loop GTPase 2. NCBI's taxonomy places the organism in Eukaryota, Metazoa, Arthropoda, Insecta, Diptera, Culicidae. The coding region runs from base 200 to 1111 and encodes 303 amino acids. The transcript has a single exon. The record is from RefSeq and is a predicted model, not a curated record. Gene Ontology annotation, molecular function: GTPase activity. Gene Ontology annotation, cellular component: cytoplasm.
AAUACGUGGAAAUGUGAUCUUUCCGGCGAAAAUUGUGUCCUGAAGAACUCCCGUGUUUCUAGUGCUCUCAUUUCCAAGCGAUCUCGGGAAGCUGCUCGAACCGCCGGAGUUGCAUUCGAGCAGUAACCGCGGAACCGUUUUGUUUACAAACCGCAACCUCCGGAAAACGCCGUUUCGUGGAAAAGUGGCCGGGAAAAGCAUGGAAGGCAGGCUGGUGAAGCUCCGGACGCAGUCCCCGCAGUACGGCCAACUGGUCAUUGGUCCCCCGGGUGCCGGCAAAACGAGCUACUGCCACCGGAUGCAGCAGUUCCUAGAGAAAAUCGGGCGCGGAGUCGCGGUCGUGAAUCUCGAUCCCGCCAACGAAAAUAUGCAGUACAAGAGCGCCGUCGACAUCAUGCGGCUGAUCACGGUGCAGGACGCGAUGCGCCAGUUUUCCCUCGGCCCCAACGGAGCCCUCCUCUACUGCAUGGAGUUCCUGGAGACGAAUUUCCAGUGGCUGCUGGACCAGCUGAAGAGCGUCGACUGCAAAUACUUCCUCUUCGACUGUCCGGGGCAGGUGGAGCUGUUCACCCACAACAAUGCGCUGAAAAACGUGUUCGCCAAGCUGGAGCAACUCGGGUACCAUCUGUGCACGGUGCACCUGGUCGAAUCGCAGUACUGCGCUGAACCGCACAAGUUCAUCUCCUGCCUGCUGCUCUCUCUACACACGAUGUUGCAGAUGGGACUGCCGCACGUGAACGUCCUGAGCAAAGCGGACCAGCUGAAGAAGUGCGAAGCUCGACUACCAUUCAGCGUGGAGUACUACACCGAGGUUCUCGAUCUGAACUACCUGCUGGAGUGCAUGGACAACAGCACGAUGAGCAAACAGUUCACCAAACUGAAUGCCGCAAUCGUCUCGAUGGUAGAGGACUACAGCUUGGUGUCGUUCCUGUUACUCGACUCAAACCGCGAGGGCAGUCUGCUGCGAUUAAAGAAUGCCAUCGAUAAGGCGAACGGCUACGUGUACGGAGCCGGUGAGGAGAAGAACGUCAACACGCUACUAGCUUGUGCCGUUGGAGCGGAAACGGAAACGGAGCGCAUGGAACGUGAUCUAGAUCCUUACUUAAGUUAACGCAAACUGGCUACGGAAUU